Harpegnathos saltator (Jerdon's jumping ant) is the source of this 3092-nucleotide messenger RNA. Its product is annotated as RNA-binding protein 25. The record is from RefSeq and is a predicted model, not a curated record. The coding region runs from base 217 to 2877 and encodes 886 amino acids. NCBI's taxonomy places the organism in Eukaryota, Metazoa, Arthropoda, Insecta, Hymenoptera, Formicidae. Gene Ontology annotation, cellular component: spliceosomal complex. The transcript is spliced from 12 exons. Gene Ontology annotation, molecular function: mRNA binding. Gene Ontology annotation, biological process: regulation of alternative mRNA splicing, via spliceosome.
CUGCCGAGCAAUCGCGGCGCCAUAGUGGGCGAAGUAAAGGAAAUGCCUUGAUGUUAAAAUCGAAGUGCAUUUCGUGUCGUUCAGACGAUAGUUAUAGUCAGACCGACGAAAUUUUUAUCGGAAUAACGUGCGGAUUUCUGCCGUGAUAGAUCGAAAUGGAUUGAUCGCAAGCCCAUUGUAGUAUCUAUUGCUGUAUAGUAUAAAUUCAUCGUAAUCAUGUCUUAUCCUGGUCAGCCACCUAUGGGUAUUCCAGGAAUGCCUCCAAUGCCAUACAUGGUUGGUGCACCUCCCCCAAUUAUAGGUGGAGUCAUGCCCAUGGCACAUAUGAUUCCAACACCCGUAUCUGCGAUGCAGACAUCCGCGCCGGCUGUACGCUAUUCGCGCAAUCAAAAUCGCCACGAUAACAAUCGCCGGCGCGAAAGGGAACCUGGCCCGCCUGUCACCGUGUUCGUUGGUAACAUAAUGGACAGAGCACCCGACGUGAUGAUGCGUCACAUUCUGGGUGCUUGCGGUCACGUGCUUUCAUGGAAAAGAGUGCAGGCGUUCGGAUUUUGUGAAUUCGCUGGCCCCGACGCUGGCCUCAGGGCGGUGCGAUUGUUACAUGACAUGGAAAUUGGCACGAAAAAACUUCUCGUCAAAGUGGAUGCUAAAACUAAGGUAGUCCUGGACCAUUUCAAAGCUGAGCGAAGGAAGAAACUGAGAGGUGGUCAGUCGCCAUUGCAAGACGAAACAUCUACCGACGGAGCCGACGGCGAGGAAGGUGAAGACUACAUGGACGAAGGUAUGAGAGUGGUCGACGCCGACGCGCUGGCUCGCAUCAAUCAGAUCAUAGCGGAGCAUGCCAUAGACUUAGAAAUGGCACAAGUUGCUCCAGAGGAACACCAGACAAAAAUAGUAGCUAAGUCCUUAAACUUGGAUGACACGGAGAUAGAAGAGAGUAAAAGAGACUUGAUUACCCGGGAGAUCGGCAAAUUCAGAGAAGUCAUGAAGAAGCAGGAAGAGGAGAAGGCCCAGGUGAAGCGGAAGAAGGAGGCAGUCGAGAAGGAGGAGCGCGAGAAGCGGGAAAAAGAACGGCGCGAUAAGCGCGACGACGAUAUCUCCAACAAGGACGAUCAGGAUGGAGACCUUGGUAGCCCUACGUCUCAUAAGGGUCGUAGCGAUAGUACCGGCAGCAGCAGAAGGGACAAACGCCGAUCCAGAUCACGGUCUAAAGAACGCGACAGAGAUCGACCGAGAAGUGACCGAGACCGGGACCGGGACAGAGACCGCGAAAGAGAUCGAGAGCGGGAACGGGAGCGGGAUCGGGAUCGUGAAAGAGAACGCGAGCGGGAGCGCGAGCGAGAUCGCGAGAAGGAGAGAGACCGGGAGAGGGAGAGGGAGCGGGAGCGCGAAGAGAUGAGAAAAACUGAGAGGGAAAUUAUGCGCGAAAGAGAGGAGGAGGAAGAGGCGAAAGAGAGGAAGAAGAAUGAGAGGCGAGCGAGAGAGAAGGAAGCGGCUUACCAGGAACGUCUGAGGGCGUGGGAAACGCGCGAGAGACGUAAACAAAAGGAGCACGAGAAGGAGGCGGAGAAACGCCGCGGGAAACGCGAGACCCGCGAGAGAGAGGCGAAGCGUCUCAAAGAGUUUCUCGAGGACUACGACGACGAUCGCGAUGACGCCAAGUACUACAAGGGCAAAGAGCUGUCCCGUCGACUGGAAGAACGUGCGGUCGAGGCCGAGGCGGACUCGCGGGACCGCUGCACUGAACGCCAGGAGCUUCAGCGUCUGCGUGACAAAUUGUACGCCGACGCCUCUCAUCCAGAUCCUGCUGCGGAAUUCGAAAGGCUGAAAGCCGAAAGAGAGGAACAAUAUAAGCCUAAACCAGUAAUUACUAUAAUCGACGAAGAAGACGAGAAGGCGACGAAGAAAGAAGAGGUGAUGCCGCCACUAGAAACCGAGCCAAUUGAGAGUGACAGCGACGACGGGGUGCAAUUCGAUGACGCUUCUCAGCCAGAGGUUCCGUCCAGAACGCCACCACGACAUCAUCAUCAUCAUCGCCGGCAUCACAGACAUCAUCAAAAUCACCAUCGCGAGGGCGAGGAGAAUCAGGAAGGCAGUAUAGAAGCAGCGGACCGAGAAAGCUUGAAAGACGCGCGGCCGUCUCCGGCUCAGGCCACGACACCCGCUCAAUCCAUUCCACCGACGUUGGACGAGGACUCGCGUAUGUCGUUGGUCAGCGAGCCGGAGAAGACGAGCGGCAGUAAUUUCGUUCCGUUCGCUAUGGGAAGUGGAGGCAAUCGUGCCAGUGGAGAUCACGCCGUAGGAGGCAAAACUCCGGUCAGUCCAAGUGCAGCUGCCAACACGAAUUCGCAGCAGGCGAAUCAGACGCGGAAGAAGGGUCGUAUGGAUGUCAAAGACGUUUUUAAUAACGAUGACGACGACGACGCAGCUAAUACCGCGAAGAAACGUAAACUCGUACCAUUAGAUUAUGGUGAUGAUAAAAAGAAAAAGCCAGAAGAAACUACGAAACCGGCGAAGGAAGAAAGUACAAAAAGCCAAGAAGAAAAACGAAAGCACAUCAAAUCUCUCAUAGAUAAAAUACCUACCGAUAAAAAUGCGUUAUUCGGCUACCAACUCGACUGGGCAGUGAUAGACAACACAUUAAUGGAAAAAAGGAUCAGACCUUGGAUCAAUAAAAAGAUUAUUGAAUAUAUCGGCGAACCGGAACCUACUCUGGUAGAUUUUAUUUGUAGCAAAGUGAUGGCAGGUAGUUCUCCUCAGGGAAUACUUGACGAUGUACAGAUGGUGUUAGACGAAGAAGCAGAAGUAUUCGUAGUCAAAAUGUGGAGGUUACUAAUCUACGAAGUGGAAGCUAAAAAGAUGGGCUUGGUGAAGUAAAGGGAAUUUCAUCUGAGAGGAAUUUUACGAUUACGGUUUCUACAAGAUAUAUCCCCUCGGCUAAGACGAUGUCUAGAAAUUACAUGUAUCUAGACGUAAUUUACCUAUUAUACUAUAAAAAUGGACGGGGAAAAUACUGUCGUCGUGCUGAUACCGACUUUAAAUGUGUAGAACUUAUAGCGUUAAAUAAACUUGUAAUUACGAUUUAUAAUAUA